Aspergillus caelatus is the source of this 1401-nucleotide messenger RNA. RefSeq names its product class I SAM-dependent methyltransferase. Bases 1 to 1401 code for a protein of 466 amino acids. NCBI's taxonomy places the organism in Eukaryota, Fungi, Ascomycota, Eurotiomycetes, Eurotiales, Aspergillaceae. The transcript is spliced from 4 exons. The record is from RefSeq and is a predicted model, not a curated record.
AUGAAGAUCGGACUUCUGGUUUUACGCGGAGAUGUUGUAGAGGAAGUCAGUGAUGCCGGCCCAAGUACUAUCGAUCUCAGUCGCUAUAUACCUCAAGCUCGUCAUCAGUUUGAGACCCUUUACAUCGGCAAGUCUAAGGCGGAGGCAGAUAUCGAUGACAUCUGCAGAGAUGGCUAUGACAUCGUUCUGAAUUACAUGACGGCAGAGUCAGCCGAUGGUGUUUCAACAGCGGCAGCGAUCACGAGAUAUCUCGAGGCGAAAGAUAUCUCAGUUCUCAACCGUCCGUUCUACACUCAAACCACCGAGGCGGGAGAAGAAACACAUCGUUUCCGCAUGUCGAUAAAGACACCCCAACUGAACCUGGAACAUCUCAAGGGCAACAGGUGGGUCAUCCUAGCCAUGGAGAUGGGCCGAGAGGAGAUGGUGUUUAGUCCUGCCCAAUGCGGCACCUCCGUGUGUCUUGAUGGAGACAAUUCACACUCCGCAUCGACAGAUUUCGCCUGGGUCAGGGAAGACCCCCUGCAGUCCAUGUUGAAUUCAAUGGCGUUGGAUGUACUGAGAGUGUCUGGUGGUGGAUUUGUGCGUGUGGAGGCUUCGUUAAAUACAGAGGCUGACAAUAUGUACCUGGAGGGUCUCCUUUGUCCUCCUCGCGCAUUGUACGGUGAUGGGUAUACCACAUAUGACGACGUGGUGAUCAAAGAGGAGUUUCCUGGCGGACAUAUGGCAUUCUUGAACAUGCUGAUCACCAGUAAACAGAUCCGCUCGGGUCAGGAUCACGCCCGGAAUCAACACCUGGCGGGUGUUUAUGACGGCUUUGCCCCUCGCUACCAUGCUGCUCGGGCCAAUACUGGGCUGAGUCGGAUGCAGGAAAAUAUGAGCCGAGAAUACGAUAUCUCAGGAACAGUCCUUGACCUCGCGUGUGGUAACGGUGAAUUCGGAGCCACCCUUCAUGAACAUGGAGUCUCUGCAAGAGUCACUGGCAUCGACGUCUCCGAGGGGAUGACCCGCUCGUCAUACAUUCAGGAUCACUACGAAAAACCGCUCCUGAUCGGGCCGAUGGACGAACUUAUCAUGGGCAUGCCUGAAUUCGACCAUGUGGUUUGCUUCGCGGCAUUUCAAUUUCUGGACCCCGUCCACUUGACGGCGUGUUUAGCUCGCAUGUUCAUGAUUGCUCAAAGGUCGGUGACUGCGAUCCAUGAGGACCUUACUGAGAUGUACAUUGAAGAUAUAAAGAAGCGGAACGGUGAAUUGUGUAGUAAUUUCAAUCAUAUCUCUACCCUGGAGGACUUUGGUGUGCCCAAAGGUUGGAUGCAAGUUCUCAUGGAACGAUUCCCCUUAUAUGAUAAUCCAAAUCUGGGGGUGACUGUGUAUGGAUUUGCGGUUCGUUUUGAGAGAACGUAA